Oldenlandia corymbosa var. corymbosa is the source of this 2911-nucleotide messenger RNA. NCBI's taxonomy places the organism in Eukaryota, Viridiplantae, Streptophyta, Magnoliopsida, Gentianales, Rubiaceae. The record is from the annotation of a GenBank genome assembly.
UUAAGAAUUCAUCCAUGGCAAUCCCCUGAUCCCCGAGCCAACUACAAACAAAAACAAAAAGAAUUUCUUCAAUUUUAGGCUUCUUCAACUUUUUCCGCACCAAUAACUUCUCUGAAAAUCGUUUACAAUUACAUUAAUCUCUGAAGAAAAAUCUAUUUGUGCAUUUCAGAUUUUCGUUAUCUGGGAAAUCAUAAGAAUGCUUUUGCUAUUAGAACAAUAAAUUGUGAGGAGUUUUUUUGGUUUUUUUUUUUUCCCUCUUGCAGUCUCCGUCUUUUCUCACCAGACUAUUGCUCCUAAUGUUGUCGAGUCGAUUAGAAAUCCUGGAACAAUAAUCAAAAGGGAAGGAAUAGAGAGCAUAGCAGAAACCCUUUUCAAUUUUGAUUCGAUAUCAUGGGAGAUAACGAGCAUUCUGGAGAUGAAAAAGCCCUUCCAGAGAAUAAGAAGAGAACAGUCAAAACACGUGCUCAGGUUGAAGCUUUGGAGCAAUUCUAUGAUGAACACAAAUAUCCUACAGAGUCUAUGAAAGAAGAAGUUGCAAAGGCAAUAGGAUUGACAGAAAAGCAGGUUUCUGGGUGGUUUUGCCACAGGCGGUUGAAAGAUAAGAGGUUGUCGAAUGAUGCAAAGGCCGGCGGAAGACAAGAUCGCUCUAGUGGAAUUGUACAAGAUCGUGGGAGUGGAUUUAGGCAGGAUUCUUGUGGCAGCACUAAACAAGGGGAUGAUAGGCAUUUUGAACCCAGAGAAGUAGAAAGUAGAAGAUUAACUUGCCAAGAAUCUUCUGCUGCAGAGAUCAACUAUGAGCUUGGUAGUCGUCAUUUGGCUAUGGCUAAACAUUGUUCCCCUGAUGACACUUCAUCAGGAAGUAGCUCUUCGUUGCGGCAUACGUCUUUCUCUUAUGAGAGAGAUCAUUUUGGAGUGGAUGUUUCAAGAAACCAUGGACAAGGUUUGGCAAUUGGAGUAAAGGAGUUCAAACCUCGGACUGGUCCAUCAGGUUAUUUGAAAGUGAAAUGUCAGGUUGAGAAUGCUGCUAUUACUGCUGUUAAAAGGCAGUUGGGAAGGCAUUACCGGGCUGAUGGUCCACCCCUUGGUGUUGAAUUCGAUCCACUUCCCCCUUGUGCAUUUGAGUCUCCAAUUGCCGAACCACAUAAUGGAUCUUAUUAUGCUGAAGAAUCUGCUCUGGCCUACUCACCAGAGGUUGUUAUGGGUCACAGGAAUCAUAAUUCAGGCCCUGGUUACCGGUAUACCUCAGGGAUAAGCUCUCAUAACUCUCAGAUGGAUUCAAGGUCUAAGAAGGCACGUGGACCUGAUAAUCCUGAAGCUUAUUAUCAAGAAAAGUUCCAUACGAGAUCCCCUAAGUACAAUCAAAAUGAUUUUCGUCCUGCAAAAAGUUCGUCAACUGAUAUUCACGAGGGUUCUGUUAAAAGAAAUCGUGUUCAUGAAAGCUGGGAGUCUGAUCAAAGGACUGCACGUGAUGUUGGAGUGAUGAGCUUGGAUUCCCUUUCUGGUCAUAAUCAGUCCAAUAUUUAUGCCGCAAAAAUCAAUAGAAAACCAUCAGAGCCUUGGUUGCAGAACCAUAAAAGUAAGAGACCGAAGGUUUCUACAUCAGACCACUAUGAUUCUGGCCGAUUAAAUUCAACCUAUAAGGUGUUUGAAAAUGAUGAUUCAAAGUAUAAAGGGCUGUUUAGAAGAACACCAAAGGAGACAAAAAGCCCCGGGGAGAAGGUUGCUGUUAAUGACAGUUUUGAUCCAGUUCAACCUGAGGUUGCUUCUAAGGAUGAAAUUUUUACAGUGAAUUACCGAAGUCCAACUCUUUCUUGUAGCUCCUCUGUAAUCCGAUGACAUAUGUGUUUUAACCAGUAUGCUCCUUUCAACCUGUAGGCUUCUAAAAGGAUCAAGAAUGAACUUGUUGAAGAUUAUACGAAGAAACCAUUUCGAAAGGAAGGGUCACCUUGGGAAAAUCAAGUUCCCAGGUUAGAUGCCUGCCGACUACACUUCCUUUUGUGACACAUCUUUUGCUAUCUAUAACUUCUAAGUUUUUUUACUCGAGACUGUUUUGAUUAAGAUGCGCUUGAGAUUUACGGGCCUAGUUCUUGACAUUUUUGUUUAGAAAUGCUAGUAUGCAACAGAUUAAUCAUUGCUAAUUAUUUUCUACCCAUAUUUCCAAGGACGUAUCGGCUGCAGUGUCAAAUCUAAUAAGUUUUUAAGUUUAGAUUUGCACUCCUGACACUUGAUUGAUUGCAACGUUUGUAUGCAUCUAAAGUUUAGAAGCCUUGAAAGAACUACUGGUCGUUUGGUGAUGUUUGAAGACCACGGAUUACAGUUGUAUUUUGACCUUUCCCUGUAAAAUGAAAAAGCUUAUUUUCUGUUAUUUUCAUUACAAUAUUUGGGAGAACAUAUUCUUUUUUGCUUGCAUUUAUUAGACAAAAUUUUGUUCCGCUGACAUGUAUUCAUGCUUUAGGCCUGCUGCCGAGGUACCAUCUAGUUAUAGUGAAGACGACGAGACUGCUGAUACUAGUUCCGAGGAUUGAAGUUCUGCGGGUAGAUAGAAGACACAAGAAAAGAUUGCAAGAGCCAUGAUGGUUUUCCAGGGGAAAGGAAGUGGCUUUGUGAUGUUCAACCCUGGGCGUUGCCGUAACCUGCAGUUUGAAAGCAGGGUAGGAUUCUUAGGAACCUUGCCAAUAGUGAUCUCAAUGUGAUUUGCUUUCUGUCCAUAGGCGUGGCGGUUGUUCUGUCGCCUUUCAAUGUGCAGUAGGUCGUCUACUUGUAAAUAUCGUUUUCAAUGAUUUAUUUUUAGGAAAACAAUGACAGUUUUGAAGUUUGAAUAACAUAAUACAUGAGUGCUUGAAGUUGUUCUCCAGGUUGUCUUUCAAUGGCUGCUGUUCACAACUCUAAUCAACACUUAUUUUCCUCCUCC